Molecule: messenger RNA, 2640 nt
Organism: Cryphonectria parasitica EP155
Lineage: Eukaryota; Fungi; Ascomycota; Sordariomycetes; Diaporthales; Cryphonectriaceae
Product: HD-domain/PDEase-like protein
Exons: 4
Coding region: 94-2559 (821 amino acids)
Biological process (GO): signal transduction
Molecular function (GO): 3',5'-cyclic-nucleotide phosphodiesterase activity
Source: RefSeq, a predicted model, not a curated record
CUUGCUGGCGUUGUUCCCCGUCCAGAAUCCAUCCCAUUCGCGGCAGAGGCGCACCAGUCGCGAGACUGGUCGCGGUCCCUGCACCUUGUCAUCAUGGACAGGACAGACAUCAAUGUCAUCUAUGUCCAUCGUCAGGCCCACGAGGGUCAUCCCGUCGACAUAGGCCUCGUCGACGGCCUCGCCAUCCACAACACGCAUGCUGCCGAGCCCGGAUACUUGAGGGACAGCAUACAACUGCUGAAUGAAACCUUUGGCCAAGUCCAUGUCUGCCCGAGCAGCACGUCCUGCCUCUCCACCCUAUCUGCCCUUCAUCAUGCUUCCAGGAUCGAUCAUACCCCGACCAUCGUAUUAUUAGACGUCCCCUAUAAUGAGAGGGUCCCCGAGCGGCCGCAGAGGCCCAGCUCUCGCUCCAGGUCGCCCUCGCCCCAUUCGAACCCCUCGCCACUACCGCCUGUGAGGCACGACGAGUUGCAGAUAUCCGACGUCGAGCUCUACGGGCUUAGGUUGUUACAGAGGAUCGUGGCCGAGGCCGAUAUGCUGAAGCUGAUGAAGCUGAUUGUGCCGAUCGCCGUCAUCUCUCCGCCCACCAAGCUUCAGGUCGGCCCGCUCCUUGGAUCCGGCACCGCAGACGACGGUGCUGUGACGUCCUUUUCGGCCGGCUACUCCAGCAGGCCCGAUCUCGUCAGGACAUGCCUUGACUAUGGGGCUGUCGACGUUAUGAGCAUGCCGCUCCGACCACAAAAUAUCGAGAACCUCGAGGUUCAUGCGUACAAGGCUCGUCAGGCUGCUGCGAGAGAGCGAGAAGCAGUGCUGCAGGUACGGAAAAAUAGGAAGCGGUCCUGGGUCGGUGUAGACACGGGAGGAAAGCCGUUUGCCUAUCUCCGUGAGGCGAUGGUGUCAGGGCUUAUGAGGGGAAUCUGCAGGCUAGACGAUGACGACGAGGACAACUCGCUCGGAACCUUUAGGAUAUCGAUCUCUACCGAGAGACAGGCCGAAAUCGCAGAGGCCGUCGGCCGAUGGCAUUUCUGCGCUCACGACUUUUCGGAUGACGAGCUUGUAGUAGCGGCAUCCCUCAUGUUCAGUCACGCUCUUUCCAUGCCCGAGUUGGCGCAGUGGCGGAUCCCUCCUGAUCAACUGACCCAAUUCGUCAUUGCCUGCCGUGCCGCAUACAACAGCUUUGUGCCGUAUCACAAUUUCCGACAUGUCGUGGAUGUCCUGCAGGCAACCUUCAGCUUUCUUCUGCACACCAAUACCAUCACACCCUACCCCUUCAGCGAGCCACAGGACGACCAACCAAAGUCACCCGUGGGAGCGCUUUUGAUGCCGUUCGAGGCAUUAACGCUGCUGAUCACCGCAAUCGGGCACGAUGUCGGCCAUCCUGGCGUGAACAAUGGGUUUCUCGUGACCCUCAAUGCGCCUCUCGCUCAGCUUUACAAUGACCGCUCUGUGCUGGAAUCGUUUCACUGCGCCGCAUUCUCACAAAUUCUCAGGAGAUACUGGCCUUCCGCUUUCGAAGAUCGGAAGAUGCGCGGCCUCAUGAUCAGCUCGAUCCUGGCCACCGACAUGGGGCUGCACUUCGAUUACAUGAAGAGAUUGGCCGACCUAAAGGAGAAGCUCUCUGCAAAUGACUCUACAGAAGGCUGGAACAGCCGCAUGAUCGACGAGCAAAAAGGUCUUGCUUGUGCCUUGCUAAUCAAAUGCGCAGACAUUAGCAACGUGGCGCGUCGACAUGAGACGGCUUUGCAGUGGAUGGAUAUAUUGGCGGAUGAGUUCGCAAGGCAGCGCUCUAUGGAGAAGGAGCUCGAGAUCCCUACCUCGCUCAUGGCACCACCUCUGACCGAAAGAGCUUCCCAGUUCAGGUCCCAGUUGAACUUCAUGAACAUGUUCGCCUUGCCUCUGUUCCAAGGGGUAGCUGAUAUAUUGCCCAGCAUGAGGUAUACUGUGAGCGAGCUCACCGCCAACUCUGAGAUGUUUCUGCAGAAGGUUGCCGAAGCCUUGACGAAACAACAGACGGAGAGGAGUCACCAACAAGGCGGUCCUGAAGUGGCAUUGGAGACGAACGCAUCUGCUCAAACAUCCGAUCCAAUUCCCAGGUCGGCAAGCACACCGGAGCUGAGAGGUGGUCACAAAGGUGCGAACGGCAUCUCUUCUCCAUUCGAACCCGUCAACGAGGACCGGUCAGCUGGAUCGGACCGACAACGUAGCAGCCAGACUACACAGGGCAGCAGUGUUGCCCAAACAACCGGUGACUGCGCCAGCAGCGCCACUACCGGCAGGUUGCCACUGUCACCUAGCACGCAGGGAACGAGUGUUGUCAGCCAGGAGUCGAUAGAACGACCCAGAAGCAACCCGAUUCCCACCAUUUGCGCUCCGGAUUCUGCGAAGAGCAUGACCGAGCCCAAGAUGGACGGUCAGCCCAUUUUCGAAGUCGAGACUGCUAGCUCGGCGAACUCGGCGCAUGAGAAGUCUAUCAAGAAGCGGCCCAGCCGCUUCAGGAUGAAUGCUUUUCAAUUCUUCAGAAGGCACAAGUCGUAUGAAACUGCGACCGAAUCGCCCUGAGGACUCCCCUCUUGUUUCGCCACAUCUAACGGCAUUGUUCUCACCAUCAGUCAGCGAUGGGUAUUAUCGAGUCGUCUAGAU